This is a messenger RNA of Protobothrops mucrosquamatus (brown spotted pit viper), 550 nucleotides long. Its product is annotated as protein phosphatase 1G-like. The transcript has 2 exons. The record is from RefSeq and is a predicted model, not a curated record. Lineage: Eukaryota; Metazoa; Chordata; Lepidosauria; Squamata; Viperidae. The annotation marks the transcript as partial.
AAUGAGGAGACUGCCUUGCUGCAUGAGGAGGCUGCAAUGACUAUUGAAGAGCUUCUGACUCGAUACGGGCAAAACUGUGUCAAGGGCAAGCUGGGCCCACCAGGCAAAGAUGUAACCCAGGAGGAUGCCCGGGAGCCAAGUUUGAAUGGUGAAGUAGAUGCUGAGGAGCCCUUGAGGCAUCAUAAGGAGGCUGAAGAAGAGGAGAAAAAUGGCAAAUUGUGCUCUGAGACCAUCAGUACCUCCCAUGGUCCAGAUGUGGCUGGUGGAGGGGAUGCUGGUACUUGCCAAAAAAAGACCUCUGAGGGAGCAUCUCCUACCAGUGGUGAGAUGGAGCCAUCCUGCUCGUCUGCAAGCAAGAGCCAGCAAGUGAUCAAGUCAAUGUUCUUUGAGGACAGUGAGGAUGAAUCAGAGGAUGCAGAAGAGGAAGAAGAUGACGAUAGUGAGGAAUGCAGUGAGGAUGAGGAUAGCUACAGCAGUGAGGAAGAAGAAUAUGAUACUGAAGAAGCAGAAGAGGAAGAUGAUGAAGACAUGAUGCUCCCAGGAAUGGAGG